Messenger RNA from Papaver somniferum (opium poppy), 579 nucleotides. RefSeq lists its product as uncharacterized. Bases 1 to 579 code for a protein of 192 amino acids. The transcript has a single exon. The record is from RefSeq and is a predicted model, not a curated record. NCBI's taxonomy places the organism in Eukaryota, Viridiplantae, Streptophyta, Magnoliopsida, Ranunculales, Papaveraceae.
AUGGUCGGUGCUAAGUCUUGUUCAACUCCAUCUUCCACUACCAUAAAACUAAGUACUGAUGAUGGUGAUAUUUUGGAUAAUCCUACAAAGUAUAGAUCUCUCGUAGGUGCUCUUAAAUAUAUAACAUGUACUCGGCCAGAGAUAAGAUUUGAAGUUAAUCCAGUUUGUCAAUUUAUGCAUCAACCUACUAUAACUCAUAUGGUGGCGGCUAAGAGAAUACUGAGAUAUAUCAAAGGCACACUACAUCAUGGAUUAUUAUUUUCUAAGGGUCUCACAACUUUGCAAGUUUAUAAUGAUGUUGAUUGGGAUGGUUCUCCCAAUGAUCGACGUUCUACAAGUGGAUUAUGCAUCUUUUUUGGUCACAAUCCCAUUUCAUGGUCUGCUAAAAAUCAAGCUAUUGUUGCUCGUUCAAGCACUGAAGUUGAAUAUCGUGCACUUUAUCAAACUUCAGCUGAGGUAAUUGGUUAUGUCAACUUCUCAGAGAUUUAUAUAUUUUUCUUCCAGCAUUACCCACCCAACAAUGUGACAACACUAGCAGUAUUGAUCUUGCCUCCAACAUUGUUUUUCACAGUAAAAUGA